Messenger RNA from Neoarthrinium moseri, 2064 nucleotides. RefSeq lists its product as uncharacterized. The coding region runs from base 1 to 2064 and encodes 687 amino acids. Gene Ontology annotation, biological process: positive regulation of transcription from RNA polymerase II promoter by galactose; DNA-templated transcription. Gene Ontology annotation, molecular function: DNA-binding transcription factor activity, RNA polymerase II-specific; zinc ion binding; RNA polymerase II cis-regulatory region sequence-specific DNA binding. The record is from RefSeq and is a predicted model, not a curated record. The transcript is spliced from 5 exons. Gene Ontology annotation, cellular component: nucleus. NCBI's taxonomy places the organism in Eukaryota, Fungi, Ascomycota, Sordariomycetes, Amphisphaeriales, Apiosporaceae.
AUGGAUGUUGAAAAGAUUCCCAAGGCUUGCGAGCCGUGUCGCAAACGGAAAAUUAGGUGCGAUGGAGCCCAUCCUUGCCAUAGGUGCCAAAGGAAGCCGUCUGAGUGCGUUUAUCGCCAACGAACUCGCAUUCGCAAGUCAACUCGUCGGAAUGCCGACUCGGAUGCCAGACAGGACAGACCUUCCCCCGGUGGAGGACAACCUGGAACGGUAGCACCCAAUACGCACGGCGAGAAGUCUCCUUUAGAGCAGACGGCGGCGGCUCGUGACCAGCUUUAUCACAGCGUCGCUGCCACUCACGGUAACGAGGCAGAUUCCAUCGAGAGCUCCCGGCUGUUCUAUGGUCCCUCCUCGCAGUUUGCAUUCCUACAGCAACUACAUAGAGAGAUCUUGUCUUCAGGUCCUCAUGCCUCUGCUGGUGAUCGAGAGGUGCAGGAAGGUGGCCCCGGCUUAGACUUAUUUGUGCAAAGGGCUAUCUUCUUCGGUACCCCUUCUCGUACGCCGCCACAGCUGGCCUCGUAUACGUCCCUAUCAUCUGCAGUCUCCCUUGCUCAAGCUACAGAGUUUCUCAUACAAUUCAAGUCUGCAACCUGUAAAGUUCUCCCUCUUUUUACUGAACAGGAAUUAGACGAAUUGCUCCAUCAGCUUUACUGUGAUGGAUCCGAGACUGUUGUGUCGCCUGAAAGACGAGCUGUCGGGUUAGCGAUCCUCGCCAUAGGUGCUCUCUUGACGACCUAUACCGACACCGCUGAGAUGCUGUUCAUCAAAGCCAAACAGCAGGCAGUGGUUUGCGACGACACUGUGAGCCUGUUGAUGAUACAGCUUUCUAUUCUGUUGGCAGAAUAUCAAACCAACAUGGGGCGGCCAAACUCAACCUAUCUCAACCUUGGAACUGCUAGCAGAAAAGCUCUUGCCAUGGGUUUACACAGGGAAAGUGACGUAAGAUUCGUGCCAGCCGAAAUGCUUCAGAGGCGACGCACUACCUUGUGGUGUCUUUAUUUCCAUGAGAACUUUCAGGCACUAGCCCUAGGGAGGGAAAGUACCCUCAAGAUGACUGGCAUUUCGGCAUCGUUUCCAGACGAUCAGCCAGUCUUAGUCUGUCUCUGUCAACUGGCACAUAUUGCCGAAGAUGGUGCACGGAUUAUCUACGGUCGGCGAUACGAUUCCCUGGGUCAACUCUAUGUUGCUGCAGAGAAGAUUCAUGGUCGACUACGCGAGUUUGCUGAGCAGUAUGGUAUCGGACCUGCCAGUCUGGGAAGUCGACAGAAGUUUCCAGAUGGAGUCUCCUUACAUCAACUUCAUAAUGUGUACUACCAUAGCAUAAUCCUCACGUACAGGCCAUUUCUUAUCGCUGAGUCGGCACUACAGCAAGGAAAUGGCCAUCAGGAAUCAGAGGCAAUGUGGCUCAGGCAGGCAUGUCGCCACGCGACCGACGCGGCCCAAGAUUCCAUGGUCUACACCAGCUCCGCGUUCCGAAAGAACGAAAUUUGCAGAUCGAUGAGAUACAAUGCUUUCUUCAUAGAUGCCUCCUGUGUGGUACUACUCUACGAUCUUGUACGGCAUCCCGCGAAGCAAACUUACAAUAUCGAGUACAUUCAAACGGCACUACGAUGCCUCAGCACGAUGAUACAAGACGAGCCUGUCACCAUUACGCAACACUCUGUACAGCAGGUCUUGAGAAUCGUACAGGGAUUUCUAGCGCAACAGAACAGUCCUUCUGAUGUGGCUGACAUACCAAACCUACCACCGCAACAGUCUCCGGGCAGACCCACUCGAGCGCAGUCGUCGAGCCAUCAGAACAUACAGUUCCCUUCCUUGAGUACCACGUCACAUUCCACCGAACAGCUGAUUCACCUCAGUAAUCUUCCAGCCCCUGUGGUCCAGGGAGCCUAUCAGAGGCCAGGCGGAUUUGUUGGUUUGGCCAACUAUUCGGACUCUACUGACCCUUUGGCAUACUUCCAAAACGACGUGGUUACGACAGAUUUAUUCAAUUUCUUCCCGGCUGAUCUCAUGUCACCCUACAAUACGUCAACUCUGGACGCCAAUGAGAGUCACAAUACAUGA